Messenger RNA from Mucor velutinosus, 1767 nucleotides. Its product is annotated as Lactoylglutathione lyase. Gene Ontology annotation, molecular function: malate dehydrogenase (decarboxylating) (NAD+) activity; NAD binding. The transcript has 4 exons. Bases 1 to 1767 code for a protein of 588 amino acids. Gene Ontology annotation, biological process: malate metabolic process; pyruvate metabolic process. The record is from RefSeq and is a predicted model, not a curated record. Gene Ontology annotation, cellular component: mitochondrion. NCBI's taxonomy places the organism in Eukaryota, Fungi, Mucoromycota, Mucoromycetes, Mucorales, Mucoraceae.
AUGGCUCCUUCUUCCUACAUUGCUGCUGCUGCAGACACAAACCAACAACAUGCUCCUCAAAAAUCGCUUAAAUACAUCUCUGGUUAUGACAACGAAGGCACUGCUAUUGAACAACAAAAGCGUAAAGCAAUGGGCUUAACAGGUCUGUUACCCUCUGGUAUUGAAACCAUGGAUAUCCAAAGACGUCGUGCGUUACAGCAAGUCAGAUCGAAAUCCACCAUGCUCGAAAAAUACAUCUUCUUGGCUCAAUUGAGAUCCUCCAACACUCGUCUGUUUUACAAGAUUAUCAUGGACGAUUUACAAGAGUUUGCUCCUGUUAUCUAUACCCCUACUGUCGGUACUGCCUGCGUCGAGUACUCCAACAUUUACCCCUUUUUGGCUGGUCCCGGUGUCCCUGAUGGUUUGUACAUUGACUCUACCGACCUUAAGAACCUCAAAGAGACUAUUGCCAACUACAAGCCUGUGCCCAACUUUUCCCCUGAAAUUGCUGUUAUUACUGACGGUUCUCGUAUCCUGGGUUUGGGAGAUUUAGGCAGCAACGGCAUUGGUAUUAGUAUUGGUAAAUUGCAAUUGUACGUCGCUGGUGCUGGUAUUGAUCCUCGUCGCACAUUGCCUAUUGUCUUGGAUUUGGGCACCAACAACGAGAAAUUGCGCAACGAUGAUUUCUACCUCGGUCUCCGUAAGCCUCGCCCUGCCGAAGACGAGUUCUACGCCACUGUCGAUACUGUACUCAGCACCAUCCACGAUGUGUAUCCCAACUUGCUCAUUCAAUUUGAAGAUUGGUCCAGUGAACAUGCGUUUGGUCUGCUGGAAAAGUACCAAGAGAAGCUGGUGUGUUUCAAUGACGAUAUCCAAGGCACUGGUGCAGUCAUUUUAUCUGGAGUCAUUAAUGCUAUCCGCAAGGUACAAAAGGAGGAUGGUGUGUUACCUAAAGAUCAUCGCAUUGUCUUUUAUGGUGCUGGUUCUGCUGCUAUUGGUGUCGCACGUCAAAUCCAAGAAUACUUCCAGUCUGAGUUUGGCAUGUCUGAAGAAGAAGCCAGACGUGUAUUUUGGAUUGUGGAUUCCAAGGGUCUUGUAACUCUGAACCGUGGUGACAGAUUGGCUCAACACAAAAUCUAUUUCGCCCGCGAUGAUAAUCAAGAUCAGCAAUACAAGGAGUUGAUUGACAUUGUCAACUAUGUUAAGCCCACUGCCUUAAUUGGUUUAUCCUCAACACCUGGCGCAUUCAACACACAAGUCCUCAAUCGUCUUGCGUCUAUCAACAAACAACCCAUCGUAUUCCCCUUAUCGAAUCCUGCUACACAGGCUGAAUGCUCAUUUGCAAAGGCCAUGGAGGCUACAGAGAACCGAGUUAUCUUUGCAUCAGGCACAGCAUUCCCCAGCUACACAGUUCAAUCCACUGGCGAGGUGCGUAUUCCUGGUCAAGGCAACAACAUGUACAUUUUCCCUGGAUUGGGUUUCGCAGGUGUGCUGGCUAAGCCUACCAUGAUCUCUGACGGCAUGAUCUACAGCGCUUCCAAGGCACUGGCUGAUUCGCUCACAAGCGAGGAACUACGUCAAGGCUGGCUGUAUCCUUCUCUGAUCCGUAUUCGUCAAGUAUCUGCCAUUGUUGCCGCUGCUGUGAUUGAGCAAUCUAUCAAGGAGGGUCUUUGUCAAAGAGAGCAAGAGCUCAAGCCAUUGAGCCACAAGGAGCUCCUGGAUUACGUUACAAGUGAAAUGUGGACACCCACACAAGAAGGAUACGGAUCUCUGCCAUCAUCUAUUUAG